Batrachochytrium dendrobatidis JAM81 is the source of this 336-nucleotide messenger RNA. RefSeq lists its product as uncharacterized. The transcript has a single exon. Gene Ontology annotation, molecular function: DNA-binding transcription factor activity; sequence-specific DNA binding. NCBI's taxonomy places the organism in Eukaryota, Fungi, Chytridiomycota, Chytridiomycetes, Rhizophydiales. The annotation marks the transcript as partial. The record is from RefSeq and is a predicted model, not a curated record. Gene Ontology annotation, biological process: regulation of DNA-templated transcription.
UAUGGGUUUCACAAAGUACCGAGCAUUGAGCAUGGAUCAUUACUGGCUAGCACACAGAAAGAGAUUCUGGAGUUUUCAAACAAAAACUUUCAAAAAAAUCGACCAGAUCUUCUUUGUUUUGCUGUUCGUCGUACCAACACUCAAUCGGACGAACUGGUAAAAGACGGCACUCUAGAUAUGAACACUGUUAUUCAUGAAAUUUCAGCCAUUAAACGGCAUCAGUUUACCAUCAGUGCAGAGAUUCAAAAGUUUCAAAGUGAAAACGAAACCCUCUGGAACGAAUCGAUUCAAUUGCGGGAGCGCUAUACCAAGCAACAGGAAACUAUUGACAAAAUA